Molecule: messenger RNA, 5236 nt
Organism: Poecilia reticulata (guppy)
Lineage: Eukaryota; Metazoa; Chordata; Actinopteri; Cyprinodontiformes; Poeciliidae
Product: nuclear receptor coactivator 3-like
Biological process (GO): positive regulation of transcription by RNA polymerase II; cellular response to hormone stimulus
Cellular component (GO): nucleus
Molecular function (GO): protein dimerization activity; nuclear receptor binding
Source: RefSeq, a predicted model, not a curated record
GUUGCUAACAGAGAGGUAGCGGGUAGGCUGGCUGAACGCAGGAUGACCCAUCUCCCCCGAGGCUUCAAAUCACUACAUCAUCAUCAGUCCCUCCGUGCAGUGGAACAGAUGAGAUUUCACUCCCAUCAAACAUGGAAGCACAGAGUGAGAGGCUGCUCCACCAAACGGAUAGUCUGUCUGGAUAACACCGUAGAAAACUGCGAUCUAAUGUUCCCAUGAAAAGUCAGCUGAUCGAUAGGUGCUGAUAUGUUCUGAAGAUGAGUGGCGUAGGAGACAACUCGUUAGAGCCGCUGUGCUCCGACCGCAAACGCAAGCUGUCCAGCUGCGACACGCCGGGUCUGGGGUGUGACAAGCGUCGGAGGGAGCAGGAGAGCAAAUACAUCGAAGAGCUGGCGGAGCUCAUCUCCGCCAACCUCUCCAACAUCGACAGCUUCAACGUCAAGCCUGACAAAUGUGCCAUUCUCAAGGAAACCGUGAGGCAGAUCAGGCAAAUAAAAGAGCAAGGAAAGAGCUCUUGCAAUGACGACGAUGUGCAGAAAGCAGACGUGUCCUCUACUGGUCAGGGGGUCAUUGACAAGGACCAUCUGGGGCCCCUGCUCCUGCAGGCGCUGGACGGCUUUCUGUUUGUGGUCAACCGAGAGGGCAGCAUCGUGUUCGUGUCCGACAACGUGACGCAAUACCUGCAGUACAAGCAGGAGGAGCUGAUAAACACCAGCGUGUACAACAUCAUCCACGAUGAGGACAGGGACGAGUUUCGCCGGAACCUGCCCAAGUCUAGUGCACCAAACGGGGCACCCUGGGGUGGAGAUGUGCCCCAACAGAAAAGCCGGACCUUUAGCUGUCGUAUGCUGGUGAACCUGGUUUAUGGUCAGAGUCACGGGUUGCCUGAAGAGAGGCCAGGCAACCAGCGUUACGAGACGAUGCAGUGCUUUGCUCUCACUCAGCCUCGAGCCAUGAUGGAGGAGGGAGAUGAUUUACAGUCGUGUAUGAUCUGCGUAGCGCGGCGAAUCACGGCGGUUGAGAGGACGGAGAGAUUCAGCACUCGCCAUGAGCUCUCUGGUAAGCUGAUUGAAAUUGAACAUCAGAGCGCUCUGCACACCUCGAUGCUGCCGGGGUGGGAAGACCUGGUGCGGCGCUGCAUGCAGAUGUUUCUUAACAGGAGCGAAGGACAGCCGUGGUCGUACAAACGCCACUAUCAGGACGCUUUCCACAACGGACACUCAGAGACGCCUCUCUAUCGCUUCUCCCUCUCUGACGGGACGCCAGUCACCGCCCGGACACGGACCGAGCUCUGCAGGAAUCCCAACACGAAUGAGCCGCUCUCUUUCCUCUCCACUCACCUGCUGCAAAGGGAGCACAGUGCUUAUCGCGGCGCACAGAGCGGCCCCAUGAGGCCUCAAAACAUGGGCGUGAACAACCCCAGCCAGCAGAUGAACAUGGGUCCAGGGGGGAACAUGGGCAUGAACAGGGGCUACGGCAUGGUGGAACACGGCAACAUGCCGCAAAGAGGAGGCCCCCCGUACUCCGUCGGCGGCCGCAUGAAUCCCAUGAACCAGAUGAACCACAUGCACCAGAUGAAUCAAAUGAAUCCCAUGCAUCAGAUGAACAACAUGGGUCAGAUGAAUCAGAUGAAUUCCAUGCAUUCGAUGAACACAAUGAAUCAAAUGGGGUCCAUGAACCAGAUGAAUCCGAUGGGCCAUCACGGCAUGCAGCAGCAGCACCAGCAGCAGCAGCAGAUGAGCCAGUUCCAUGGAGGUGGAGCGUACGGGAUGGGUAUGACCAGUCCCACUCAAGCCAGUCCAGGGAUCAACGGGCCACACAACGUCAUGGGUUCACCCAGAGUCCGAGGAAGCCCCAAGACGGGCGCCAGUCCCUUCUCUCCUGGAGCUUUAAACUCCCCCAUGAGCUCAAGCCAUACUGGGAACUCUGGAGGCGGAACAGGAGGAGCCAGCUACUCCAGCAGCUCCUUAAACGCCCUGCAAGCCAUCAGCGAGGGUGUCGGGAACCCGAUGCCCCCAUCACUCACAUCGCCGCCGCCACAAAAGCCUGACAGCUCCCCGAGCAUAAACUCCACCAAUCAGGCAGCAGGCGGCCCCUGUAAAGCAGGCCCCCCGCCAUAUUCAGAAUCCAAGAGCCCGGGCAGCUCGUUGGGGGGAGAUCAGCAGUCACAGCAGCAGCACCCACACACCCCAACCGCCGAGGGCCCUCCGGACCGGCCGGACAGCCAGGCGUGCCUCGGAGCCGGAGACUCCAACCGGCGGGCCCCCGACAAGUGCAACAAGAAGCUCCUGCAGCUUCUCACCUCUCCAACAGACGAACUGGUGCAGCCCAAUCAGACGCUCGGCUCGGCGCCCGCUUCCAUGACCGACGCCAAGGACGGGGCCCCCGGCGUCACCAGCCCGUCCUCGACAACGGGAGUGUCGUCCUCCACCAACGGGAAUCACGGCGCCGUGACGUCGUCCGGGGCAACGAGCCAGUCGCUGCAGGAGAAACACAAGAUCCUCCACAAGCUGUUGCAGAACGGGAACACGCCCGACGACGUGGCCCGCAUCACGGCCGAGGCCACGGGCAAGAGCAGCCUGGACGCGGGGACGCCGGAGCCGGGGCCCGCCGGAGCCGCCGGCGGGAAGGGACCCGAACCCAAGAAGGAGCAGCACAGCCCCAAAAAGGAGAAGCCCCGCCCCCUCCUUCAGUACCUUCUCAAUAAAGACGACUCUAAGGAAGGAGGCGACGUGAAGCCAAAGCUGGAGGAUUUGGACAGGAGAGGAAGCAAGGCGGGCGGAGUCAGCAGCUCGGGCCCUCACUCCAUGGAUGGGAAGGUGAAGCUGGAGCCGACUGAUGAGACGGAGACUCUGGAGACCAUACUGGGCGUUCCACGGAGCAACUCCGGAUUCUAUCCUGAGCCAGACUCCAGAGCCGGGAAGGAGACGGGAAACAAGCCGGGAGCCAUGUCUGACGCUCUACUUGAUGGGGAAAGAGUCCCAGGCCUGGCAGCGCAGCGCGUGCCUUUCCAGAGAGCCCUGUCCCUGGAUGCUAAGCCCAUGGAUGGAGAGAUGGCAGCUGGAGGUGGAGGACUGGCGACGAGACAGAACGUCCCCUGUCCAUCGCUGGUUAAACAGGAGAACAUGGAUCCUUCCAUCCGACCCGGACCAGUGCCCAACGGCUUCCCCGGAGGCAUGGGCGUGUGUCCACCCCGAGGAAACGCAACAAGAGGAAUGGGCAGAGGUAUCCAUCAGCGCCCUCCGAUGGCGGUUCCAGGGGAGUGGGGGAUGCAGAGGCCCAACAGCAACCCUGUGACUGGACCUGGACAUCCGGGCAUGGCUCGUCCGGGCCAGAUGGGAUUGCCCAUGAUGAACCGCUCCAACAGUGUCCCUGCGAACCCCAGAUCGAUGCUGCAGCAGCAGCUCAUGGAUAUGGGUAAUAAUGAAGGUGGCAUGGCCAUGAGUCCGUUUGGUGGAAACGGCCCUCCUCCUCAGUCUCCCUCCUGGCCUGACACCCCCAUGGGGAUGGACAGACCGCAAAAUUGUGCAAACAGGGACACGUUUGUUCAUCCCCUGGAGGAGCUGCUGGGGACUCUGCCCAGUAAUGAUGGGCCAACUGAUGAAAGAGCUCUUCUGGACCAGCUGGACUCUCUGCUCAAGACCGCUGAUGUCAUUGCUCUGCAGGAAAUAGAUCGAGCCCUGGGGAUCCCUGAAAUAGUGGGCCAGGCCCAGGGACCCGAAGGCCCACAGCCGUGCCCGGAUCAGGUCCAGGGCUCAUGCGUCCCGUCAGAACCCUUUCCAGGCCACGACUCCUCGAUGAGCUUGGACCAGAAGCCAAUGUAUGGCCAGGCUUACCCGGGCCCCCAGUCGAUGGGAAUGCAGCCUGGUUACGCAGGUAGCUCGAUGCAGGGCCAGUCGCCUGGCGGCUUCAACCCCAUGAUGAGUCAGAUGGGCCAGACAGGAGGCUUCCCUGGCAUGGCGAGCAUGGGGGCCAUGGGCAACCCCCGCGCAAACAUGCAGCGGCCUCGCAUGAUGACCGCCACCAAGCCUCUCCGACUGCAGCUGCAGCAGAGACUACAGGGACAGCAGUUUAUGAACCAGGCCCGACAAGGCAUGAAAAUGGAAAACGUCCCUGGAGGAAACCCCGCCAUGCGCUCAGCCAUGCAGCCCGCCAUGCAGUCAGCAGGGAUGAGUGGUCAGCCGGGUUUCAUGAGUGCCCAGAUGAUGGCUCAGCGCAACAGGGAAAACAUGAUGAGGAGGCAGAGGAUGGUGAUGAUCAUGCACCAACAGCAGCAGCAGCAGCAGCAGCAACAGCAGCAGCAACAGAAUCAAGCGGCGGCAGGAGGCUUCAGUCCUCCUCCUAACGUCACAGCACCUGGGGGCAUGGAGAGCCCCAUGGCAGGGCCCCCAAUGAAUCAGGCCGGGCAGCAGGGAUUUAACUACGCAAGCAACUACGGGAUGAACCAGCAGGGGGACUCGACAUUCAUGGCUCCCGGCAGCAGCCCGCCGGGGAACAUGAUGCAAGGCCGAAUGGGGGGGCCUUCACAGAAUGCCAUGAUGGCGGGGAUUCAGGGGAAUCCCCAGGGAGGGCACAUGUACCCGUCUGGAGACAUGAAAGGCUGGCCACAGGGAGGAAUGCAGAGAAAUAACCCUUAUCCUCAGCAGCAGUUCCCACAGCAGGCUAACCAGGGCCAGUUUGGACCCAUGAUGAUGAACCCCACAAUGAGUGGACCCGGACCAGUCAGUGGCCCAGCAGCAGGACAGAUGGCUCAGAUGCAAGGCCAGAUGGGGAUGAACCCAAUGGGGAUGAACAGGCUGCCAAUGGGACCCGAUCCGAAGUUCUGCUGAGGACCUGUGGCGGACUCUUCCAGCUGGGACAGGACGCCCCAGACGGUAGAUAACCUACCCCCAGCCCCCACUCCUUUUUCUUGCUAAAGAAAGUAAGAAACGAUGACUUAGAAGCCUGGGUACAGUCAGGUAACGUGGGACUGUACUGCAAUAAAAGAAGUGGGCCACAGAAACUGCUUUGUGCGAAACGUUUUAUUCCAAGUCGGAGCCUUGGAAGCACAAAAUCGACCCGCGUCUGUUUGGGCGGCUGACCCGGAGCCGCCGGGCAGUAUACAGCGCCGCAGCCAGGAUACAGAACAGGACUAUGGUACGACUGGCUGCGGCUGCACUUUACCAUUAAGCCUCCUUGUUUCUGGAGGGGAGGGGGAAAAGUGGGGAAAAAAAGCAAAAAAAAAAAAAAAAAAAAA